This is a messenger RNA of Mesorhabditis belari, 480 nucleotides long. The record is from the annotation of a GenBank genome assembly. Lineage: Eukaryota; Metazoa; Nematoda; Chromadorea; Rhabditida; Rhabditidae.
AUGCCAAACGAUCAGCCACUAAACAAAAGAAAACGCCAUUAUGCGGAGGAAUUGGAGGGGGCGUCGACCACAUCGACGGCAGCUUUUUCAACAAUUCCACAAACGCUUUCGACUGAAAACAAUCUCCCCUCGUGGACAGCUUUCGAAUAUGAACAGGAUAUGCCUUUCACCCCGUCAGUUGCACAAUAUCAAGACCUCAACCAACCACAGCCACAUCAACCGCACCAACUCCCACCACCUUCUGAUGGCUUCGACUUGAGCAUUUACAGAUGGAAUAUGAUUCUUGAGAUGCCCGAGCCCGAGAACGUUGAUUGGUUUGCCACGGAUCAGUCCGUGGAUCCGUAUCUCGAUCAACGACCACCCGAGGCUUUCAAUACAGCGUACCCUGGACAUUUUCAAGGAUCCGAUCAAUUCGGUUUUGAACCGUAUCCAAUGGGAGGAAGCCAAGAAGACCUUCAGGAUCCGGAUCAACCAGUUCGU